AUGAAAAUGCUGCCAGUUCCGCAAGAUGGCCUGCAAGAUGUUCAGGCUGCUACCGAGGACGAUCCGGAGUCUCUGUCGAAAUUUUAUGAUGCGCUGGCACAUGGGACCCUUCCCUCCGCUCGGUUAAGCAUUUCAAGGGGCUUGGAAAUGGUCCCGACCUGGCCCUGCCCGCUGCCCCCCCAGCUGGUUGCUCGAGGACUGUCCUAUCGAAUCACCGUCAUGUCGCCUCGCAUGCUGCCCACGUGCGACGUGCGAAACCCGUACCUGCAGUCGUGGUUUCCUUUGUCGCUGCAGGAUUCCGCGCUGUUCCCAGCCCUUCUGUCGUCUACCUUGACACACCGGAGAGCUCGCUGCCUCCUGGGUGAUGAGUCACCCGACUCGUUCGAUCAGCAGGAUCGGUUAUUUUUGGCCUCGUGUUACGCCCACACCGUGAGGGCCCUCAACGGGGCCAUGCGGCAGCCCCUCCAAGAUGUCCGGGAUGCCACCAUCCUUGCGGUGCUGAUGCUGGUGGAAAGCCCGACGAUCCAAUCGGAGCGAGAUUGGACCAAAUCGCCAGUGUUCCAGGCUCCACUACGAGGGAUGCAGUGGCUCAAUGUUCAUGGCGCGCGAGAGCCGCACCAGGCCCACCAGAGCGGGCUGUGCAGACUGGUCCAGCUGAAGGGAGGCCUCCCUCGCAUCCAGUUGCCCGGCGUGGCGGCGGCCAUUUCCUUCCGCGUGCUGGUGAAUGCCACUUUGACCCUGUCUGCUCCGCCCCUGCCAUUCCACCCCCUGGCGGAAGGCAGUCCUCGAACGGUGAGAGACUUCCUGGACCAUUGCUCUGACGGGAGAGAUGCCCGAUCGGACAGGAUGCCGUCAUUGGGGCUUACCCCCGAUUUGGCCGAAGUCUUCGAGGGAAUGGCACUCUAUACGGCCAUCGUGGACCGGUAUGUCCGAGGCGAGAUCGCCAGGCCAGAUACGCAGGAGAUGUGUGACCAGCGCAAUCUGAUUCAGCACCGCCUCAUGUCUCUUCCCCCAGCGGAUGGCUCCUCCGAGUUUGAUCGCUUCUGCGAAGUGUGCCGCGUGUCGGCAAUCAUCUACAGCAUUGGGGUAAUAUUCCCCUUGCCUGCGGCGACAGCACCCUUCUCCCCUUUGGUCCAGACCCUCCGGACCAAUCUGGGGGAUGGACCGCUAGAGGCCGGCUGGCAUUUGUCUGUAGACAAAAGUGUCUUACUCUGGUCCAUUACGAUAGGAGGUAUAGCGGCAUUCGCCACGCCGGAGCGAGAGCGGUUUGUUCGGACGCUACAUGGAAUGACCGUAGAUGCUGGGCUGAGCGAGUGGAGUACACUCCGAAAGUCCCUUAAGAUGAUGCCAUGGCUGGAAAGCGCGUGUGAUGCUGCCGGUGAGAAGCUGUGGAAUGAGGCACAACAGUUCGGGCAGCCGAAGCAAGUGAGGUCAUCACCGGUCCGUCUGACAUAUGGGACGAGGCUCGACGACGUGCAGGGCCCCCGACGGAGGACACCCGCCUGCCUGUCAUGUAGAAGCCGGGGAGUGAAGUGCAACAAAGGCAUGCCGUGCCAGAGUUGCGUUAAACAUGGGACCCCCUGUUCAUAUGGCAACCGGGACGAUACGGUUGUGCCCGCUCGGGUCCACAUAUUUUCCAUUCGCAAGCAGCCUUGCCAGCUGUGUAAGCGCCGGAAGGUGCGAUGCGAUAAGGAGAGGCCGUGCCAGAACUGCAAGAAGGCGGGAUUGACCUGUACGCCAUUGAGCCAUUAAGCACUGUCGGACAGAGUACCCGCCGGGAAGCGGAUGUAGCGCCAGUUGAGAAUCAAGAGAGAGAAGUAAUAUCCAGGAAGGAAUUGAG
This is a messenger RNA of Aspergillus sclerotioniger CBS 115572, 1840 nucleotides long. RefSeq lists its product as uncharacterized. Gene Ontology annotation, molecular function: DNA-binding transcription factor activity, RNA polymerase II-specific; zinc ion binding. Lineage: Eukaryota; Fungi; Ascomycota; Eurotiomycetes; Eurotiales; Aspergillaceae. Bases 1 to 1752 code for a protein of 583 amino acids. The record is from RefSeq and is a predicted model, not a curated record. The transcript is spliced from 4 exons. Gene Ontology annotation, biological process: regulation of DNA-templated transcription.